Molecule: messenger RNA, 591 nt
Organism: Arachis stenosperma
Lineage: Eukaryota; Viridiplantae; Streptophyta; Magnoliopsida; Fabales; Fabaceae
Product: protein FAR1-RELATED SEQUENCE 5-like
Exons: 1
Coding region: 1-591 (196 amino acids)
Source: RefSeq, a predicted model, not a curated record
AUGUUGUCAAUUUAUCUUGACAAGAGUUGUUCAAUGUGGAAAGUCCGAAAGAUUGUGGAGGAUCAUAACCAUCCUUUGAUACCGCUUAAAUUAGUUCACCGAAUUCCAAAUCAUCGUAUAAUGAUAGAUGCAGACAAGGCACAAGUGGAUAGCAUGCAUAGACAUGGCCUCCCACCUUCGAAGAUCAUGGGUCUUAUUGCUGGACAAGCCGGUGGUUAUGAAUUUGCUGGUUUUACAAAAAAAGAUUUGGAUAACUAUAUUGAAAGAAAUCUACGUUCAAAAAUCAUUGAAGGAGAUGUAAAUGCAACUCUUACUUAUUUGCAUGGAAAAGCAGAGGAUGAACCUAUGAUGAUUGUGAGACAUAGUUUAACAGAUGACGAUAAAUUGGAGCAUUUAUUCUGGGCGGAUGAUUUAAGUCGAUUUGACUAUCAAUAUUUUGGUGAUGUUCUAGCAUUUGAUUCUACCGACAGAAAAAAUAAGUAUAAUAGGCCGCUAGUUAUCUUUUCAGGCACAAACCAUCAUCGCCAAACUUGUAUUUUUGGCUUCGGUUUGCUAGCAGAUGAACAAACAAAUCAUACAAGUGGUUACUAG